Molecule: messenger RNA, 2541 nt
Organism: Procambarus clarkii (red swamp crayfish)
Lineage: Eukaryota; Metazoa; Arthropoda; Malacostraca; Decapoda; Cambaridae
Source: RefSeq, a predicted model, not a curated record
AUGUACUGCAUAUUAACUGCUCCUUUACUCCGUAACCUCGUCACGUUCACUUCUCUUAAAGACCUCAUCAUCGACCGUGUCAUAUUUAUUGAUAUGGUCGAUGGUGCGGUCUUGACUCCACGUUUUAUUGCCCCUGUUCACAUCUUCCUGAGCGUGCAUUCUUUAUCCUUCGUACCGCUCCUCCUCCCACAGCUGUUCAAUGCGUGCAUCAGCGGUGGCGACCGUACUGAGGCGCUGAGCUUUGAUCAGCGGAUCGACUCCCUGGUGUGCAGUGUGACGCAGAUGGUGGUGACCCACGUGAGUCGGGCUCUCCACCCCAACCACCGCCUCGCCUUCACCACCGCCUUGUGCGCCGCCAUCGCUGCCAACGAGGACGUCCUCAAGCCUCCAGUCUGGCGUGCCGUACUCGACCCUACCACUCUGGACGAGCACGCCCUCCUGAAGGCCGUGGUGGCACUGGAAACCGAGUUCGACAACAUAGCCAGUGACCUGCUGCGAGGAGCCCGUCUUCAGCUCAUCCUGCACAGCCUUGUGACGGUAGUAAUGGUCCUGGUAACAUUACAUGUAGUACUGGGAUUAAUACUUACGAAUCCUAUGUCAAAAAUGUUUGAACAGAAGUUGUUUAUAUUUCUUAAACUAUGUGAUGAUGGGGUCAGAUGUUGCAAGGAGGUCACUCACGAUGUUUUCAUAUUUCUUGAAGAUUUUCACUCUUGGGUGUGGGGAAACCGGCGGGCGCCGCCCCUGGAGGUGGUACUGAGCAGUGCAGCGCAGCAGGGCGGCUGGGUCCUGGUGCAGGGUGCCGAGUCCGCCGCCGUCCUGCCCACCCUGCUGGCCGCCAUGACCUACCUGGCCUCCCCGGACGUCAAGGUUCACGAGGACUUCCGGAUGGUAGUGACGGUGGGCGUGGGGAAGGAGACGGCGUCGGACCUGACGCUGCUGGCCCGCCCUCUCUACGGCCCGCCGGCGCCCACCCUGCCCGCCACCCUCGCCUCGCUGGCCGCCCUCAUCAACGGACACAACUACCGCCACCACUAUCUCGGGUCAUCAUGGAGACGGGCUGUAUGGCAGGUGGCGGCCGCUCACACCAUCUGUGCCGUCACUCGUUACUGGCAUGGUCACCCCUCCCCCGUGCCCACACCAUGCCCCCCUACCCUGACGCCCAGGACUCAGGUGGCAGUAACGCGUCCCUCUUCCUCCACCCCGACUCCCCCGCCCACAGGAGGCAAGCAAGAAGUGGAAGUGCUGGGCUGGCUGGGCCUUGACGGACAUCUGAACUUGGAGGAGGUGACGGUUACUUGGGCCUGUCUCGCCAAGCUUUCCCUGGAGCGAUCGCUCGAUGAUGAAACCGUCGUUCAGUUCUUAGGACUGGUGUACGGGCGGCGGGCGUGGUGGGAGGAGUGUGCGCGCACACUGCCGGGCGAGGUGGGCCUGGUGUCCAGGGAGGCGGCUCUCACCAUAGUCUCCGCGCACCUCACCACCUCUCUCCCACACCUACAUAACCUUACGCUGGACGUUGAGUACCGGGCCUUCCAGGAGGACCUCGGUGCCAUCGCUAGUGACAUCUUUCCUCCUCCACCACCCACUGCAGACGAGUGAGCCUCACGCCCCUUCAACCUACCUAGAUGUGAACCUGCAAUAUGUUUCACCUCCACCUGGUUAUACAUCGCCCAGUUUUCGCUAGUCGUCUAGAUGACACAGGACUCACACUUGUGACAUUCUCCUUAUCCUACUCAUCCUUAGGCUCCCAGCGGUAUUAUUUGUUGUUGCCGCCAGAGGCUCCUAGUUUAUUGUUCACCCCAUACUCAUCCUGUGAGCGAUAGCACAAACAGAAUUUCACAGGGCACACAAGGUCUUUAUCGGACCUAAAUUCAGAUUAUUAAAUUAACAAUUCCAGCUAUCCCGUCAACUCAAAUAUUCACAAUAACUUAGUAUGUCACAUAUGCACUUAUUAAUGAGCCAAAUAUUGAGUAUAAGCAAGUGCAAGAACGGGUUGCAGCCGCACACCUUACUGGUGCCAGGUCAUCUCUCCCUCACCUGGUACAGGUUGUCCCCCGUGCUCGCGCCACCCAAGAUGGCUGGUCAUGCCUCACUUCCUUAUCCUUCACCACGAUGACUUCACCCAAUAUAGACGAGCCGCAGCUAUUAUGCUUCCUCUGACUUAAGAAUAAAACGAGAUUUUUUAGUUGAUUUGACUUGAAAAUUGUGUAGGUGAGUGAGUGUUUAUUCCAUACUGACUCGCUCUGCAGCUUGAAUGACUGGUGUACAUUUAAUGUACAAAUAAGUAAUAUUGAAACUUGUGUUUAAAGAAAAGUUUCACAUCACAUGUGAUAUACGAAAUUGUUUAUGCUUUCACCUUGGUGGUUACUAAUUUAUGAGUAUAGAUGAUCAGUAGGUUGAUGCAGUGUGCUGCAUCAGUCCAUGAACUGGUCACCGUCUAGAGUGCCUCACACCGCUGUUUACAAGCAACAUGGUUUCAAGUUUUUAUUGUUGCCGCUGGAGGCGCCUAGUUUAUUGUUCACCCCAUCUUUUCCUGUGAGAGGU